CUGAUGGCAAAAUUGUGUAAGGAAUGUUCGUAAAACUUUCAUUUUUGCAUCCGUUUCCGAGCAUUUGAAAUGAAUUCCUCUGUAUGUCGUCAAAGAGUGGUUCUCACGUGGCCUGAUGGGCAUCAAUUCACCCGUCUGUUAUAGAUCCACACACAUGUGAUAAUUAUAGCACCACAGACUAAUAUAGUGAGUCUUGCACUGCGUUGGUAGUUCCAAAGCGGUCUUCAAAGCGUAAAAAUGUGAAAAUUUCAAGUGUUAUGUCACCAUCAUAUGAUAGCAAAACACAAUAAUGCGACCUUCCAAUAAUUUACCUUUAACAGUUUCGUCGACGUCAACAUUUUCCUUCCUUAUCUAACCGUACACACAACCCAAUUAGCGUUCAUCCUGGUUUUUGUCAGUAAGUGGCAGCGAAUCGUGCGAUACGUGCACGAAAAUGAAAAAAAUUUGCAAGAAAAUCACAAAUCGAAUCAGCGUUCCGAAAAAAGCACCAAGUGAUAGAAAAUCAGGUUCGUACGACUUGGAAGCGGCCCAGAGAGAAUACGACGCCACUAGAACCGUGCCAAGUGCUGUUUACACUAGUGAUAGUGAUAGUGACAGUGAAAAAUUCCAAGACGCGAGUGAUAACAUGGAACCAGUCACUUACGACGUCCCCAGAAUCAGCUUCUCGUUCAUAAACGAGCCCAAAACCCCCAUAGUGGGGCUCAUCAAGUGCGGGAGCGACCCCAACCUCGUCCUCCGGGACAAACCCGACGACGACGACGACGACGGACUUUACAAAAUCCCGCGACGAUUUUCGCAAUCUUUGACCGAUUUCAAAGUCGAGGAGUUCCAAGCUUACACUUCCGACCACUCGAGCAUCGAACAUGUGUCUUGCAGUCAAGUCAUCGUGCAAAAACCGGAAUUGGACUACUGCAAGGCCCGGAGUAAACUCCCGCUGAAACUCCGGAGACCCACGUUCCUGAAAAAGCCCAGAGCGUGGAACCAAAUCCGGACGAAAUUCAGCAAUAUCAUGAUCGAGCAUGCGGCCCAACAGCGUGUGGGGGCCUUCAAUGACAAGGAGAAAAUCACCCUGGAAGAAGUCUACAAAACGUCCAAAACCAAAUGCAAAAACGCGUUUAGGAGCACCACGAGGAUUUUCAAGCGGAAUCAGGAUUCUCUAGAUAGUGAAAAUUCAUUUGUUAAAAAUGACGCGUUUUUCGCCAAAGUACCACUCACACCGAAUGAUAUCGAGUACAAGUUUGAUUACAAUAAUGAUAAAGUUGGGAAAAAUGAUGAUGAGAAAGGUGAUUUUGAUUUUUCUUCGAUUAAAUCGGCCUUCCGGAGAAGCAAAUUCGUGGCGGUGGAGGUGAGAACUGGUGUUAAUCUAGAAUCGUGCAAUUCUAUUUUUUUUUAUUCGAUUAAGUGGAGCAGCAGAUAAUUGGGCUGAAAUGUAAGAGGUUAAAUAAAAGGUGAGAGGUUGAAGAAAAACAUAGGAAACUUCGAAUUUUUACUUUUAUUGACUUAAAUCUAAUUGUAGCAAGGUGCUGUUCCAGAAACAAUAAACACAACGUGUUUUUCGAAAAAAUAAAAUAAAUAAAACUAAACAUUAUAGGAGUCAUGUGAAUGGUAAAUGUUCUUGAUGCUUUCUCUGUACUGUUUCAAAAGAUUAAUUAUUUAAUUAAUGAAAAUGUUUUGCAGUAAACAUUCCUAGAAAUCUGCAUUAUUAAAUACAAGACAUUAAGUGUAAUGAGCAAUUGUUUCCA
Tribolium madens (black flour beetle) is the source of this 1742-nucleotide messenger RNA. RefSeq lists its product as uncharacterized. Bases 434 to 1417 code for a protein of 327 amino acids. Lineage: Eukaryota; Metazoa; Arthropoda; Insecta; Coleoptera; Tenebrionidae. The record is from RefSeq and is a predicted model, not a curated record. The transcript has a single exon.